AUGAAGAUCUUUUUGGAAUCAGUUGAUAAAGAUGUAUGGGAUGCUAUUGUUAAUGGUCCAUUCAUACCGACAAAAAUUGUGGAAGGAAAAACUAUGGCUAAAGAUUUCUUAUCUUGGACUCUUGAUGAAAAUAAGCGUGCUCAUUAUGAUGUGAGAGCCAAAAAUAUAAUCUCAUAUGCACUAACAUUGGAUGAAUUCUACAGGGUAUCAAUUUGUCAAUCUGCCAAAGAAAUGUGGGAUGUGUUAAAGGUAACUCAUGAAGGCACGGAUGAAGUCAAAAGAGCUAGAAAGAACACAUUAAUCCAGGAGUAUGAAAUGUUUAGGAUGAAGGUUGAAGAAACAAACUAUGAUGUGCAAAAAAGGUUCACUCAUAUUGUGAAUCAUCUCAUAGCCUUGGGAAAGGUCUUUGAAAAGGAAGAACUAAAUAUCAAAAUACUGAAAAGUCUGAAUAAAGCAUGGCAACCUAAGGUCACUGCAAUUUCUGAAUCAAGAGAUCUCACCACAAUGAGUAUGGCAACCCUCUUUGGAAAACUAAGAGAACAUGAAUUGGAACUUGGACGUCUAAAAGAGGAAGAAGAAGGAGAGAAAAGACAAUGCAUUGCAUUAAAAGCUGUUGCAAAAACUGAAAGCAGAAGCAAAGCCAACAAAGAUAAAGAAACAGUAGAUCAAGAGGAUGAAAAUUCUGAUUCUGAGACACUGAAACUGAUGGUAAAACGUUUCUCACGAUUUUUGAAGUACAAAAAUAAAUCUAAUGCAAAAUUUGCAGCUGCAGGAAAUAGAAGAUUCCCUCCCAAGAGGCAAGAGUCAUCACCUAGCACUCCAACAUGUUAUGAGUGUGACAAAUCUGGUCAUAUCAAACUUGAUUGUCCAAUUCUAAAGAUAAAAAAGAAAUUGAAGGAAAAGAGUGAGGCCACAAGCAAGUCCAAGAGAGUAAAGAAAGCAUAUAUUGCUUGGGAGGACAAUGACUCCAACACCUCUAGUGAUUCAAGUGAAAGCCAUGAAGAAGAAACAAAUAUGUGUUUGAUGGCUGAUACAAAAUCCUCUGUCAGCAGUGUAAGUAAUCUUGAAUCUACUGAUGAAAGCUAUGAAAAUAGGUUCUAUCAACUACUUGAUGUAUAUAAUGAGUUGCAUGAAGAGGCUAGAAAGUUGCAAUACUCUAAUAACAGACAUAAAAGGUGA
This is a messenger RNA of Vigna unguiculata (cowpea), 1179 nucleotides long. NCBI's taxonomy places the organism in Eukaryota, Viridiplantae, Streptophyta, Magnoliopsida, Fabales, Fabaceae. The record is from RefSeq and is a predicted model, not a curated record.